Pochonia chlamydosporia 170 is the source of this 1485-nucleotide messenger RNA. Its product is annotated as major facilitator superfamily transporter. Lineage: Eukaryota; Fungi; Ascomycota; Sordariomycetes; Hypocreales; Clavicipitaceae. The transcript has a single exon. Gene Ontology annotation, biological process: transmembrane transport. The record is from RefSeq and is a predicted model, not a curated record. Bases 1 to 1485 code for a protein of 494 amino acids. Gene Ontology annotation, molecular function: transmembrane transporter activity.
AUGCCGGCGUCAAGUCCACGGCGAGGCAGCCGCAAUGCCAGUGAACAAACACCCCUUCUUCAAGAUGACCAGUGUUCCAUCUCAAGCAUAACCGACUACUCGAACCAUCUGGAAAAUGGUACUGCAAAAUCCACCUCCGAACCCUCCAGCCAGGGAAAGCCGCUUCCCAAAGGUCAAAUCAUCCUGCUUUGCUACGCCCGCAUGAUGGAGCCUAUUGCCUUCUUCUCCAUCUUCCCCUUCAUUGCGCAAAUGGUCCAACGCAAUGGGAACCUUCCCGAGUCGGAUGUCGGCUUCUACAGCGGCAUCAUCGAGUCCAUCUUCUCGGCUACCCAGACCGUCGUGCUCAUCUUCUGGGGCCGACUGGCCGAUAGAGUAGGCCGUAAACCCAUCUUGAUCUACAGUCUUUGCGGACUGGCAAUCGGACCGGCGUUGUUCGGCGUCGCAACCAGCAUUGGGGAGAUGAUUCUGUUUAGAUGUAUCGCCGGUGUGUUUUCAGGCUCCAGUCUGAUUAUACGAACUAUGAUUGGCGACCAUAGCACGCCGGAGACGCAGGCCGUUGCGUUUAGUUGGUUUGCGUUUGCAGGCAAUGUCGGCAUCUUCCUUGGCCCUAUUAUCGGUGGUGUUCUCGCAGAUCCUGUGAACCAGUAUCCAGGUCUCUUUGGCGGUAAUGUUUUCUUUGAAAACUAUCCAUAUGCACUUCCGGGUCUGGUUGUUGGCGCCAUCAGCGCAACUGGUGCAAUAACUUCGAUGCUCUUCCUUGAAGAAACAUUGAAUCGGGAUGAAUCCCCAACCGAAAACUCAACCGGCACCACUGAAACCCACGACGCUCCAAAGAUGACGAUAUGGCAGCUUGUCAGAGCUCCUGGUGUUGGGGCAGUCUUAUGGAUAUACGGCCACGUCAUGUUUCUUGCCUUUGCCUUUACAGCCAUUCUUCCCGUCGCAUUGUUCACCCCAGUCGAAAUCGGCGGUUUGGGAUGCUCAGCUGCCCAAAUUUCUAUUUACAUGGCUGCCCAGGGCGGCAGUCAGGCGAUUUGGUUGUUGCUCGCCUUCCCGUUCCUGCAGCGCCGUCUGGGAACCAAGGGGGUGCUGCGCAUGUGUGCCUUUGCGUAUCCCCUAUUCUUCGCAGGCUACAUUGCCAUGAACACUCUGCUCCGGGAUGGUAGCAAGAUGGCAAUGGUUUGGUUCUGGAUACUGGGUUCAGCCGUGGCAUUUAUCGGUCCUGGUGUGUCCAUGGCCUUCACCGGAGUGCAGCUCGCAUUGAACGACGUAUCUCCAGCAGCGCAUCUCCUGGGAACUCUCAAUGCUGUCGCGUUGACUUGCACCAGUGCCAUCCGUUCGAUUGUGCCUGGAGUUGCCACUGCCGUCUACGCUGUCGGUGUCCGUCAUCAAAUCCUUUGGGGUCACCUCGCCUGGGUGAUUCUCAUCCCAAUAUCCAUGGCGUUGACGAUAUGUUUGAAGUGGUUGCGUAAUGAUAGGGCCCGAUGA